GGAGACUAUAAUGAAACAAAUGAUAUUAACAAAUAACAAUAAUGUUUUUUAAAAAUAUAUAAAACAAGCCGAUUUUCGCUCGAAGAAAAAAAAAAAAAAGAGAGAGAGAAAAAAAAAAUUACGUGUCUUGAAUGGGCAGAAUCUUUCCCGUUUCCAGAGGGGUGGCUAACCUGUGCAGUUGCCAGUUAUUACAUUUCUUUAAGAGCCCUGCGUUUCGUUCUCACAGGUGUGACCUUCACAGACCCAGGAGGAAGGGUUAUGCCCCAGACGGGAAUAGACGCUUCAUCAGAAUGCAGCUGCCGUUCCUCCUGUGCUGCACCCUGGCGACCGCCACCGCAACCAUUAUACUUACGCGCGCUGUGGUACCAGACCGUGUGAUUCGCCUCCGCAACCUCGAUUGCGCGUCUGACCUCGGCGAGAGGGGCGUGUGCAUGUUCGCGUGGCACUGCAGCGCCUCUGGCGGCACCCACCUGGCGACGUGCGUGGACGGAUUUUUCUUUGGAUCCUGUUGUCGUCUGCCGGCCGAAAACGCGACAGAGGAACCUGUCAAAAACAAAACACAGUUAAGCGUGACCUCCGACCCACCCGGGAUCCCCGACGCCGCGUCGACGAUUCCAACGACUCCUCACACAAAGGCCAAACCACCGCUGGAAGAGCCGGCUUCUACGUCACCUGCGCUGCCCAACCUCCAAGAGUCUUCUGCAACGACACUCCCGACCCAAGAGCCUUUUACAACGACCCUGUCGAUCGAAGAGACGGCUACAACGACCCUUCCAGAAUCAGUCGAGACGACCCUAUCUAUCAGAGACUCUACGACAACACUCCUGACCCAAGAACUUUCCACAACGACCCUCGCUACACAAGAGCCCAUUAAGACGACGACCAUAGAGUCCACAACGACCAAUCUGACUCAGGAAGUUUCAACCACGACCUUCCCAACUAAAGAAGUUUCAUCCACGACUCAGGAGUCCCCCACGACAAUCCUCACGUCCCAGGAGUCCACCACGACGGCCUCCUCAACUGAGCUUCCGGAAACUGUCUUGUUUUAUGAGCCGUCUACCGUCCCGCCCAAUGACGAGACUCCUGACGAAAAUGUUCAAAUUGCGAACGAGUCUCAGCCGGAGGCGCUGGACGAGGUUCACCAGCAGUCCACAGGAGGGUCUCAGCCAGAAACCACAGAAAAGGGUGAGCAGGAGACCACCGACAAGACUAAGCCAGAAACCACAACCAUCAGUCAGCAAGGGACAACAGGAGAGAUCGAAAAAGAAGUCACAGGCGAAACUCAGCAAGGUACCACAGACGUUAUCCAACAGGAAACCGCCGAGAUGGUCGAACAGGAACUCCUAAAAAAUCUCAGCAGUGCACAUCACGAAGACGUGUGUGGCAGGCCAUUCUCCCGCAAUGCAAGGAUAGUCGGAGGAAAUCGGGCCUCCUUUGGCGAAUGGCCUUGGCAGGCAUCUAUCAGAGUGUGGCGAGGACACACGAAUAUACACGUGUGCGGCGGCGCACUGUUGACCAGCCAAUGGCUCGUCACUGCGGCGCAUUGCAUCUACAGUCAGAAGGCCAACCAGGUGACUGUGGUUCUGGGCGAGCACGACUUGGAGACUGUCGAUGAACCUUACGCCUUCAUCAACAGCAGAGUCGAGACGGUCAUCCAGCAUCCGUUCUUUAACUCUAGGAAUUACGAAUAUGAUAUUGCAUGCUCAGAGAAGGGAAUAAGAGAUCAUGAUAAAUCCCGAAAUUCCAGGCUUCGUGAUCCAGUUGCGUUCCAGCCGAAUAUACUGCCCGUGUGUCUACCCAAGGAGGAUGACGACCUUGUGGGAGAAACAGGCGUGGCCACAGGAUGGGGAAGGCUCUACGCAAGAGGACCCCUACCAUCCGUCCUUCAGAAGGUGGAGCUCCCAAUCGUCAGCAACGUGAAGUGCACAGACAUGUUCUUGGAGGCUGGCUACAAGGAGCAUAUCCCAGACAUCUUCCUGUGUGCGGGAUACAAGGAGGGAAAGCAAGAUACUUGUGAGGGCGACUCGGGUGGUCCUCUGGUGGUGUUCCGCGAAGGCGUGUGGACCCUCGCCGGAAUCAGCUCGUGGGGCAAAUCGUGCGCGAAACCCAACCAGCCAGGCGUUUACACUAGAGUUUCGAAGUUCAAAGACUUCUUACAGAGAAUCAUACAUUCCACAUGACAGACAAGUAUUUAAUGAUUCCUAACUUUAUUCUUAGUCCUACAUGCAUUGAGCAUUAUCAACAAAUCAAAGAAAACGUUAUCAACAGAAAACGAAACCCGACUUGGAGACAUUAAAUAUUUUUUCUUAAAUAAACCAAUCGUUAGGAACAAUAACCUGUAGUUGCUCAUAUUUCUUAAUUAAGAAUUACCUUCCUCGAUUUUCUUUUUACUGCCAAAGAAGUGAGCUAAAGUUGAAGGGCAUUGUUGUUUUUUAAGCAUUUCCUGGUUCUGUACAAUGUAGCAUUUCUGCAUUUAUGUUAUGCAUUCCUUUGUUGUGAUAAUCGUUAUAACAAUCAUUAUAACGAUAAUCUAAUGGCAACAUUACUAUUUUUAUACGCAUUUUCGUUGUUAAUGUUUACAUCGUUAUUAUCAUUAUCAUUAUGAUCAUCAUCAUUUACUACCGAUAUCAUCAGCAUCAUUAUCUUUGUCAUUGCUAUUCAU
Messenger RNA from Penaeus monodon (black tiger shrimp), 2662 nucleotides. RefSeq names its product serine proteinase stubble-like. Bases 132 to 2180 code for a protein of 682 amino acids. Gene Ontology annotation, molecular function: serine-type endopeptidase activity. Gene Ontology annotation, biological process: proteolysis. The record is from RefSeq and is a predicted model, not a curated record. The transcript has 10 exons. Lineage: Eukaryota; Metazoa; Arthropoda; Malacostraca; Decapoda; Penaeidae.